Molecule: messenger RNA, 1068 nt
Organism: Helianthus annuus (common sunflower)
Lineage: Eukaryota; Viridiplantae; Streptophyta; Magnoliopsida; Asterales; Asteraceae
Exons: 2
Coding region: 1-1068 (355 amino acids)
Molecular function (GO): zinc ion binding; nucleic acid binding
Source: RefSeq, a predicted model, not a curated record
AUGCCUCCUCGAAGAAACGUGAACAACAACGAUGUCCCUAUUGAGACUCUCAUUGCUAAUGCUGUUAAUACAGCUAUUGCGGGUUUAGUUCCCAACCUUCUACAACAGUUGCAGCAGAACAACAAUAAUGUACAACCUAGGGGAAAUAACAAUGGUAACAAUAACGAUCCUGUUACUAUCCUUGAUUGGCUUGAGCAUUUCAGAAAGGAAAAGCCAAAAUUGUGUAGUACCGCUGCUACACCAGUUGAGGCGGAAAAUUGGAUUGCUCAUAUCGAGAAGUUGUUCGAAGUGAUGGGCGUGGGUGAUGCGUUCAAGGUUAAGCUUGCUAGUUAUAAACUUGAGGACGAUGCUCAUAGGUGGUGGAAGACCUUGAAAGAAGCUCGUGGAGGAGAUCAGUAUGCAGCAACACUUCCUUGGGCUGAAUUUCGCACUUUGUUUUAUCAGCAGUACUUCACUAACGCUGAUAGGAGUGAGUAUCUGAGAGAGUAUGCUUCUAUCAGGCAAGGGGAUGAUGAGCCUAUUAUGGAGUUCAAAGCUCGUUUUAGUCGUUUGGUUAAUUUUCUGGGCCCGGCAGCAGGUACACCACAACAGCAGACUGAGAAUUUCAAAUGGGCUAUAUGCGAUCAAGAUAGGAAGUUCAUCCUGAAUCUUCGUUUCACUGACAUUACUGAGGUAGUCAAUGCUGUCAAGAAUUUGAAUAAUGAGAAGAAGCAGCGUGAGAAGAAAUCGGAUGGGUGGCAUAAGUCGCGAAGUGGAAGAAACCGUUAUGAGAAUCGUAGGCCUGCACAGAAUCAGACGCAACAGAGCGAGGCCCCUGGAGCACAACCACAUAAUCAACAAAACCCGAACCAGAAUCGUGCUGAUAUUCCUCCUUGUACUCAUUGCGGGAAACGUCAUGGUGGUGCAUGUCGCCUUGCUGAAGGUCGUUGUUUCAGAUGUGGAGAUGAUAACCACUUGAUUAAGGAUUGCCCUCGGCCUGAGAAGCGAGCUAAUACUGGUGCAGCUAAUGUCCCAGGUACACUUUUCGGUGAUGUGCAUAUUGGUGUACAUGAUGCAUAUGCUCUUUGA